AUGCCCAGGGAGGCUGCAGAAGACAGCAUGGGAAGGGCUGAGGGUGCCGUGCUGGCAGAGCCUGGGGACCCCGACAGCAGUGAGUCCGGAGCCAUCAGCUUGCGCCCCGUGGAGUCCAUCAGCGACCUGUACUGGGCCUCAGGCGGGCACAAGGGUGCAGAGGGCAAUGGCCCGGCUUCCUCCAGCAGCCUGCACCGGCCCCCACCUCAGCCCAUGUCCCCCGUGCCCCCGCCGCUCCUGCCCACCCUGCGCCCCGUGCCCCCUGCCAGCCCCUGCCCCUGCCUUGGCCCUGGCCAUCCCCUGCUGCUGGCCCUGCUGGCGCUCCUGGCACUGUCGAGCCUGGUCCUGGCCACGCUGGCCAUCUACCUGAGUGUCCUACAGAGCCAGUCGGUGCGGGCGCUGGCCCAGUGGCUGGAGAGCCAGGAGGACGCCGUGCACCAGCUACGGGCAGCCAGCAGGCAGCUCUGGGCUCGCCUCAACACCAGUGCCCAGCCUGGCGGGCACCGCUGA
This is a messenger RNA of Cinclus cinclus, 510 nucleotides long. RefSeq names its product leucine rich single-pass membrane protein 2 (gene LSMEM2). The transcript is spliced from 4 exons. The coding region runs from base 1 to 510 and encodes 169 amino acids. The record is from RefSeq and is a predicted model, not a curated record. NCBI's taxonomy places the organism in Eukaryota, Metazoa, Chordata, Aves, Passeriformes, Cinclidae.